CAACUCUCCGUUAAUUGUGCCAACACCAAAUGAGCAAAGUUUCCAAAUCUUCACCACACUCUCCAAAAACAACAAAAAAAAUAAUAAUUUUUUUUUUAUUUUUAAUUUCUUUAAUUUCUAGCAAUGGCGUUGAAGAAAACCUUGGUGGAGAAGCUCUUCAAUAUUUCGAGAGGCUCUUCUCAAGCUCUUACUAACAGCCGGAUUUUUUCAUCGACGGUUCAAAAUCGAAUAACGCAAAAAGCAGGGAAAGCUGCAACUGCAAUGGCGCCGCACUCAGGAGAAAGUAAGGGUAACGUUAACGGCAAUGGAAUUUUCAGGCGGUUUCUCCAUAAAGGAGCCAUGCUUUCACCGACAAUGAGGAAGCUACCGAUGGGGAAGAAUUUAAUGGAGAGGUUAAGGGAAAUUGAUAUGUCCAAGGAUCGGAUCCGGUUGGACGGCUUGAACCCGCACAUGGAGGCGAAAUCAUCGGUGCCGGAGGUGGCGGCACUGUCGGUUCUGGAAGCAAAGAAAUUGUUAAGGGUGGCGCAGUUGGAGGUGGUGAAAACGAGGCUGAGGGAGACCGGGAAAAACUGGAUUUCAUAUUCGGACCUCAUUCGGAUCUGCGGAGAAGGUUGUUCGGAUCCGGAACAAGGAUUGCAGUUCGCGAAAUUGCUUGACGAAUCUGGAAUCGUCAUCGUUUUGAGAAACGUCGUCGUUUUACGACCCGAACAGGUAGCAAAAGCUCUAGGAGGUCUAAUUCCUUUACCGGGACCCAGACCGAAUGACCCAAGAAGAAAAGAAUUGGUAGAGUUGGAGAAGCAGAAAGCCAUGAUUGAUCAAAAAGCUGAUUCCUUGGUCCGUCGAGAACUCUGGCUUGGCCUAGCCUUCCUGGUAGUUCAGACAGCCGGGUUCAUGAGGCUAACAUUUUGGGAACUCUCAUGGGAUGUCAUGGAACCCAUUUGUUUCUAUGUCACUUCCAUGUAUUUCAUGGCUGGCUAUGCAUUUUUCAUCAGGACAUCCAAAGAACCUUCUUUCGAAGGUUUUUAUCAGAGCAGGUUCAGCACAAAGCAAAAGCAGCUCAUCAAGGCUUGCAAUUUUGAUAUCCAGAAGUAUAAUGCGCUGAAAGGAAUUUUUCACCCACAUUCAUCAUUGGAACAAGCCUCAUCGUUGCCCCCGUUUGAUCAUUCUGAGAAGAUUCAGAUUGGUGCUUUAGAUCAUUGAUGAUAGAAAAUACUAAAGGAAAGAUGACUAGAAAUAAUACAAUUUUGUUUUAGGCUUAGUGGCGGCUUUCUCUGACAUUUGGGCUCUAUUAAAUGGGCUGUGAGGUUGGAAAUUAUAAUAAAAAUUAUUAUAAUUACGAUUAAAAAAAAU
Messenger RNA from Durio zibethinus, 1350 nucleotides. RefSeq names its product calcium uniporter protein 3, mitochondrial-like. The record is from RefSeq and is a predicted model, not a curated record. Gene Ontology annotation, biological process: calcium import into the mitochondrion; mitochondrial calcium ion homeostasis. Gene Ontology annotation, cellular component: uniplex complex. Lineage: Eukaryota; Viridiplantae; Streptophyta; Magnoliopsida; Malvales; Malvaceae. Gene Ontology annotation, molecular function: calcium channel activity; uniporter activity.